AUGUCAGAAGCCAGAGCAAGCAAAGGCUCGAUUACAAGUUUCACUGCAAUUUCCACAAACAGCGAAUCCGCUGGCGAAGCCGACAAUGUCAACAAGCUGGUGAAGCAGCCAGAAACGCGUCCCAUAGGUCAGGAGCAGCUCGUGGCUGAGGUAAAAAGCAUGUAUACUGGUAUUGCUAUGGUGGAGAACAAAUGCAUAGAGAUCGACAAUGCCCAUAACUCGCUCAACAACAAUUCAGCUUCCCCCCAGCUAAACACCCAUCAGUGGCAAGCUCUGAUUGCCUUGCACCGAACGCUGUUACACGAGCACCACGAUUUUCUUCUCGCCUCGCAGCAUCCUUCAGCAAGCCCGGCGCUACGACGGCUUGCCACUAAAUACGCAAUGCCUGCACGCAUAUGGCGACAUGGGAUUCACAGUUUCUUGGAGCUGAUGAGGCAUCGUUUGCCAGAUUCACUGGAGUACAUGCUCACAUUCAUCUAUUCCUCGUAUUCAAUGAUGGCGCUCUUGUACGAAACGGUGCCAGCGUUUGAAUAUACGUGGAUAGAAUACUUGGGAGACCUUUCGCGAUACAGAAUGGCAAUCGAAGACGAUGAUUUACACGUCAGAGAGGUUUGGAGAGCCGUUUCUCGCCAGUGGUACUCACGAGCUAGCGACAUGGCGCCCACCACCGGACGCCUGUACCACCACCUAGCAAUUUUAGCGAGACCUAACGUUGUAGCACAGCUUUUUUACUACGCCAAGAGCUUAUGUGUGCCCAUUCCCUUUAAAAUCGCCAGGGACUCAAUUCUCACGCUUUUCGAACCCAUUAUGGCUGGCUCAUACGGUGAAUUGCACGCCGUCGAUCGUGCGUUGGUCAGAUGUCACGGGACAUUCUUCACCGGCAAGGGCACCGAAAAUUUCGAAGAGGCGCGCAAAGAAUUUAUUUCCAACCUCGACCUGGCUGUGGCCAAGGGCGCACGCCGCUGGCUUGAGGCUGGAUAUCAAAUCGCCGUGACUAAUCUUUGUGCACUUUUCGGCUAUGGUUCACCUGCCAACGUUCUCAUGAAGGCAUUUGACGCUUCGACAAAAGAAGCUCCUAUGCCGAAAAUCGUACUCACAGACGAGCCGACUUCGGCCGAGUCGCAAGCAGCUUCUCCAGAGAAGCAGAAAUCGCCCAACACUGAUGAUGAAAACGAUCCAUCUGCCACCAUGGAAGCUAAAGAGGACGUGCUCGACCCCUCCAAACAUUUUAAAGAAGUUCUUCAGCUUGUGGAAAGCACAGAUAGGAUUGUCCUUUCACGGCUAGGGGAUUUGAACAUACUUUCUUACACCAUCGUCAAGCUGACGUUUUUGCUUACGAUGGCUCGCUUGAAGGGUCCAGGCGGUGAUAAGCCCAUAACGCCAGCAAUGUCGCAUCUCGAGGCAUCUUUUCCUUGGAAUCUACUCUGCUUGUGCUUGAACUCUUUUGCGGCGGGCUUUGAAGCCCCUGAGAGAUACGAAAAGAACGAGUUUCCCCGCACGGCCGAGAGGAGGCCGCUCCCCGAGGACUGGGCGAUGCGCGGGCUUGUGUGGGCAGAUCCGGCAGAGGUUGUUUGCCCGCGCGAAUAUUUCGCCGUCACGGAAAGCAUGGAGGAAGAUGAGAGGAUGUUUGAGACGCCGUCGAUGGGAGAGCAGCGUCGUGAGAGGUGUCUGUGGCUUGCGUACCAAAUCGCCCAGAUUGGGACGUUGGGAGACGCCGAAAAAAAGGGGGAGGGCCGUUGGAUCACGUACAAUCGCGACACGAAGAUGUUUUUUCCGGCCGCCAAGUACGUGUCAGACCUUGAAAUACGUCCCUUAGAGACGGAGCUGGCGAGUAUCAGCUCACGCCAGGAAGCAGAUAUGGAGCAUUUUCUGGCGAAGAAAGAGACUAAAAGCCUAUCAUACUGGAAUCAGUGCUCAAUGGGCAACGGAACUUGCAUGCUCCUUGUACCGGCCUCAACAGAGGGUUCAUAG
Pyricularia pennisetigena is the source of this 1971-nucleotide messenger RNA. RefSeq lists its product as uncharacterized. Gene Ontology annotation, molecular function: protein binding; telomerase RNA binding; telomeric repeat DNA binding. The record is from RefSeq and is a predicted model, not a curated record. NCBI's taxonomy places the organism in Eukaryota, Fungi, Ascomycota, Sordariomycetes, Magnaporthales, Pyriculariaceae. Gene Ontology annotation, biological process: nuclear-transcribed mRNA catabolic process, nonsense-mediated decay. The transcript is spliced from 5 exons. Gene Ontology annotation, cellular component: telomerase holoenzyme complex. The coding region runs from base 1 to 1971 and encodes 656 amino acids.